This is a messenger RNA of Phytophthora infestans T30-4, 1362 nucleotides long. RefSeq lists its product as uncharacterized. Gene Ontology annotation, biological process: protein prenylation. The transcript has 4 exons. The coding region runs from base 38 to 1306 and encodes 422 amino acids. The record is from RefSeq and is a predicted model, not a curated record. Lineage: Eukaryota; Oomycota; Peronosporomycetes; Peronosporales; Peronosporaceae. Gene Ontology annotation, cellular component: cytoplasm. Gene Ontology annotation, molecular function: protein prenyltransferase activity.
CGAUAAGCCAGAUUUUCAAUCAACACCCUCAACUACGAUGGCAAAUGGAGAGUUAUUGCUAACUCGGCUAUCGGGUCUCUUCCAGCAAGACCCGCUCAUUGACGAAGUGGGGCUGCUUUUCGGUAUCGAGUCGAGCGACCUGACGACCGAGACGGCCUUCUUCCUGGAAGAUCAUAAACUCGGGGUUGCCUUCGCAGCUGGGAUUCCGCUGUUCCAAGCUGCUCGCACUCAGUUCCACCCGCUAAACGCGCUCUUGCAGCAAGAAGCGCCUGAGAUAACGCAGUUUGAGUUCAGCGAACGUCGCGCUCAGCUGCUGCACUGUACACGCGCCAUUCUCCUUAUCAGUGCUGACUUCUACACUGCGUGGAACACUCGGAAGUCGUUUGUGAGCCGUGGGUGGCUGGACGCUCAAGACGAGGUGCAGUUCACUAAUUUAGUGUUUACGCUGCACCCGAAGAGUAUUGAUACGUGGGCUUAUCGACGCUCGCUGGCUAUUCGACUGUGUGAGUCUCUUAGCGAAGAAGAACUUCACAACUUUUACGAGCAGCAGAUCGAGGUUUGCAGUCGACUGGCUGAGCAGAAACCGCGGAAUUAUCAUGCGUGGAGCUUCCGUCAUUGGAUCGUGUCUCGACUUCCGCUGGGUUUGGCGCGCAAGGAGCUCGAGGACAUGGAGAUUUGGUGUAGAACGCAUGUAACUGAUCACUCGGGAUGGAACCAUCGUCAGCACACCUUGAAUGAGCUGUUAAAGAAGUACCGGCGAGACUCUGGAGAGGUGGAUGCAUCGCAUAAGGUGCUUCUUGCCGAGUACAAGUUUGUGUCGGAUAUCAUGGCUUCCUACCCUUCCCACGAGGCGCUGUGGUGCCAUCGACGCUACGUUAUCCAGUACUUGUUGAACGGCGUUUCAGGGAAACUAUACAGCGAAGACCCGGCAUCUCUACGUGUCGAUAUUGCAAGCAUUCUCUCAGCCCCAACCGAAGCAAUUGCAAAUGCGCCACUGAGUGAGUUGUGGGAUGAGACUUUGAAGACAUUGAAGAGUAGUUCGGUGCUCCAUGCAAUCAUGCAAGAGAUUGGGCUCGCUUGGAAGUGUGGGAAUCAGUUCUCUCGACGGUAUGCAGCCUGGUGUCUAGCGCGGCUUCGUGUGUUCCUACGAGACAGACCAGCAGUUGGGGAGGAGGAGAAUCAGCUCGGAGCUUUGUCACACGAUCUCAACUCUUUGGCAUCGAGGUUGCAAGGGCACCUGGCCCAAGAAGAUAGCGUGUUAGAAGAUCUGUGGCGUGGCGCAUUAGGAAGCCGUCCCAGAAUUUGAUGCAUAGAAGGUUUGCAUACUGACUGGAAUAAAUUUUACUCGUACGGGUGUGGCCA